This is a messenger RNA of Marmota flaviventris (yellow-bellied marmot), 775 nucleotides long. RefSeq names its product histone H2A type 1-H-like. Gene Ontology annotation, cellular component: nucleosome. The record is from RefSeq and is a predicted model, not a curated record. Gene Ontology annotation, molecular function: DNA binding; protein heterodimerization activity; structural constituent of chromatin. Lineage: Eukaryota; Metazoa; Chordata; Mammalia; Rodentia; Sciuridae.
CUUGUCUUCAGCUCAUGGCAUAGGCUACUUUGCAAAAUGGCAGGAGAGUAUAAAAGGCUAGCUGCUUGCGCACUUGUAAACAGAUUUCCUGAUUACUGUCACUUUGGUUCUCAUUCUAAUAUGUCUGGACGCGGCAAACAAGGCGGCAAGGCGCGUGCCAAGGCCAAGACGCGCUCCUCCCGCGCCGGCCUGCAGUUCCCGGUAGGGCGAGUCCACCGCCUUCUGCGCAAGGGCAACUAUGCCGAGCGGGUCGGGGCCGGCGCGCCGGUGUACCUGGCGGCGGUGCUAGAGUACCUGACGGCCGAGAUCCUGGAGCUGGCUGGCAACGCGGCCCGCGACAACAAGAAGACGCGCAUCAUCCCGCGCCACCUGCAGCUGGCCAUCCGCAACGACGAGGAGCUUAACAAGCUGUUAGGCCGCGUGACCAUCGCGCAGGGCGGUGUCCUGCCCAACAUCCAGGCAGUGCUGCUGCCCAAGAAGACCGAGAGCCACCAUAAGGCUAAAGCCAAGUGAAGCAACCAAAGUCUGUGUGUAGCUACCUAAGACCCAAAGGCUCUUUUCAGAGCCAUCCACAUUUACAUUUAAAGAGCUUUGUAACAGGCUUUACCUAGUUUUCGUAGCACAGUAGGUAAACUUUAUGUACCUGAUCAGAACCCUUAAGGUCACUCGCUAUACCCGUGGCUGAAGGAAAAUGAGACGCCCUGAAAGCUGUGAGGAAGGAAAAUGAGAAAAAUUUUUAAUUGCUUUCAAGUAAAGACUGGUAGGGGCAUACAAA